GUAGCUCCUCCCAACACAAAUAUCCUCAAAGCUUAGCCCGACGAAAACAAGGAAGUAACGAGUAAAAAAAAAAACCGAGGAACUUUGAGUAAACCUUAUAUUUAUUGUCAAAUAAACGCAGAAUUCGGUCUGUUGAAAUUCUCGCCCACUAGAAUAUUUCACCUACAGUGAAGAACAAUGAACAACAAAGGGUCAUAUCCACAAGCUGUUUACCCUCAGCAGAGCACGGCACCCGUUUACCCGCCUGCUAUGCAAGUCCCUCCUCAGGUGUCUCCAUAUGCAGAUGCCCCUCCUCCAUACUCUGAGGUUUAUCAGGCCAGGUAUAUGGCUCCUCCCCCAGCCCAUGGGCAGAUGGCCCCAAUGACCUCAGCUUACCCUGGUACUCAGAUGUACAUGCCCAUGCAUGCUCAGUCUGUGCCAAUGGGGGCCAUGGCCCCCAGUGUCCCAAUGGCAUAUUAUCAGAUGGGGCCCAUGUACCCCCAUGGUUCCACCGUCAUGGUGGAAGGCGGAUUCGAUGCUGGAGCUCGCUUUGGGCCUAGCACCAGUACUUCCAUUCCUCCUCCACCACCUGGACACAUCCCUAAUGCGGCUCAGUUGGCAGCCAUGCAAGGUGCAAAUGUUGUGAUGACACAACGUAAGGGCAACUUUUUCAUGGGUGGCUCCAGCGGCGGUUACACCAUCUGGUAACAGUGAGCACCCCACUGGCCCUGGACCGAAGCCCUCCUUCCUUCUCCCUGGUUCCCUUUACCUGUUCUCCCACCCCUGCCUCCUUUGGGGCUGCUUGGCUAAGCCACAAUACUGAUUUAAUCUAAUGGAAUGUAAUAUUUUAGAGCCCCUUACUCAAGGUACAGUACGCCGCUAUUGGUAUAAUAUCACAAUUAUAUAAUGUAUAACACAAUUAUUGUGUAUUCACAGUUAAAAAGCGCAUGGUAAUUGUAAGUUUGAACUUCUAGUGAUCAUAUAUUCAUUUACCGUAAUCAUUGGUUGGCUAAUUUAGAGUAGACUACUUUUAAGGUGAAGACCAGGUCAUUUUUUCCUUUGACAUUGGCGUACCUCUUACAACUUCAUUUUUACAGUACAUUUUCUAGUUUUUGGUUGUCUUCUUGAGCCAGAGAUCAUGCCAAGAGAACUGCCAAGAGUCAGAUCAUCUGUGUAAAGUAGCUAUGCACUUGAAACUUUCUCUUUGAAUAGUAUGCUUAACUACGCCUUUCAUUCAUGUCAUUAUUAAGGUCUUGUCAAAUAUGUAAAAUGCAGAUUUAAGCACUCUAUAUCAAAGAGACAGGUGUGUUUACAAAUUCAAACGAUGGCGGCGUAUUGUACCUUUGGGCAAGCUUAUAUAAAUAUUAUCAGGUGCCAAAACUGCACCAUUGUUUAAAAUUUUACAUAUGAAUGAACCUAAAUGCAGUAAAAGAGAAAGCGAACAAGAUUAACUAAACUGGUUCAGAAAAGUCAGAUUUUUUUUCCCCCCCCCCAAUAUUUUCCCUCCAAUGUCGGAUACCCAGAGCUGUACGUAUAGCAGUUUCACCUUGUUUAGCGCGUGUUAUGUGUGUUCCAGCUAUAUGUGCUUCUACACAAAUUUUUAGGCAUUUCCACAAAGGUAAACUUGUUUACAGAGGUCAGGGCUUAAUCGAAAGACAAUUUAUUUUCAGUAUUUUAAAUGGUUUGGCACAUCAAGCUUUUUUAUUUUAUUUUUUUCGUGGGGAGCUGCUUGUACCAAAGAUCUGGACAAGAAUGCACUAAAAGCUUUUCGCUUUUUGUAAGUCUUCUGUCAUAGUACAUCUGCACACAGAUUCAUACUGAAAUAAACAAACAUAUCAUAUUUAGAUGAUGGUGAUUGCUUUCCGGACAGAGCACAAGACUGCUGUGACUGCAUUUUUUAGGGGUUUGUGUUUUAAAAAUAUAUCAAUGUUUCCUAGUUGCAUCUUGAUGUUUCUGCAUGCACUUUUCAGUAGCUUUGUUCUCAAUAAAGUGUUAUCAUUGUUAAAAUUUUUUAGGAGUACUACAAAAUUAAUUUAUGUGCACGGUCAACCAAUUCUGAAAUGUUUUUGCCGAUUUCAUUUGUACAUAUGCUUUUAAAUACAAAUAGCGUCAGUUAUACUUGUUGCUGCAUUGAUGAUUUUUCAAAGCAGUGUGGUAAUACGUAGCAGCCUAUACAACGGCUGAGAAAUUGUGCUGUUUUGUAAAUGUUUCGCAAGGGAUUAAAGUUUUCCUCUCUCUCA
Molecule: messenger RNA, 2219 nt
Organism: Sinocyclocheilus grahami
Lineage: Eukaryota; Metazoa; Chordata; Actinopteri; Cypriniformes; Cyprinidae
Product: DAZ-associated protein 2-like
Exons: 4
Coding region: 178-687 (169 amino acids)
Source: RefSeq, a predicted model, not a curated record